Molecule: messenger RNA, 1389 nt
Organism: Cynara cardunculus var. scolymus (artichoke)
Lineage: Eukaryota; Viridiplantae; Streptophyta; Magnoliopsida; Asterales; Asteraceae
Product: outer envelope protein 80, chloroplastic
Exons: 11
Coding region: 125-1213 (362 amino acids)
Biological process (GO): chloroplast organization; embryo development ending in seed dormancy
Cellular component (GO): outer membrane
Source: RefSeq, a predicted model, not a curated record
UCACUCCCCUCCCCCUCUUCGUCCGCUUUCAAGCUUCUCUCCUCUGUAAUCCCGUUACCCCUUUUGCAGUCUCUCUCAAAGCCAUCGGAAAUUUGGGAUUUUGAAUGGUGGAAAAAGUUAUCCGAUGGGAGCUCAGAAGAGCGUCCAUGCUGGCAAAGCCAAGAUAGACUUCAAUGUUGAUUUCACGCACAGACUAUGUGCUGCUAUGAUGGUUCAUUCUUUCAGAAAUUCAGACAGGGGCAGUCCGCUUUCACUGAUUGUUGGGAGUCUUUGCAUAAAACACCCCAACUUAUUUGGAAAGAGUGAGAAGCUUGAUGUAUUGUGGGAUAAAGGGCUUUCAGAUUCCAAUAUAUUGAUUGCCUAUAGGAAGCCUAGGCCAGAAUGGCUUGCUCAACAUUCGUUUGUCAUUCAGCAUUCUGUCUCGCCUGAGAUUGGCAUACAUGGUGUGCCUGUUGACAACUUCUCCCGUACAGGAAGCGGUGGUGUCAACCUAUGCCGCUUCUCUGCCGGCCUAGAUCUAGAUGAGCCCGGAAGUUCCAACUGGAGCAGCAAAACGAGUAUAAAGUUUGAGCAUGUCCGUCCAGUCAAUGACGAUGGCCACUCAAUAACUAGAGAUAUUCAUGGAUUUACAGUGACUUCCAGCGGUAGUUGUCAUGAUAGUAUGGUAGUACUGAAACAGGAGUCCAGAUUCGCAAAGGCAAAUGAUCAUAGUUUCACACGGUUUAGUCUACAAAUAGAACAAGGGAUUCCUCUUAUGUCAAAGUGGUUAAUCUUCAAUCGGUUCAAGUUUGCCGCAUCAAAGGGAGUUAGAGCAGGUCCUGGAUUUCUCUUGGCUAGCAUUACAGGUGGUUCGAUAGUAGGUGAUAUAGCUCCUUACCAAGCAUUUGCAAUCGGGGGACUUGGUAGUGUUCGAGGAUAUGGGGAGGGUGCCGUUGGAUCUGGUAGAUCUUGUCUGGUUGCUAACACUGAGCUGACAUUCCCGAUGAAUCAGAUGCUUGAUGGUGCGCUCUUCUGUGAUGUUGGAAGUGAUUUGGGUUCAGGUCGAUAUGUUCCCGGAAACCCGGGUCUAAGAUAUGGUAAACCGGGAGCCGGAGCUGGUGUUGGAUGUGGAGUCCGGUUCAAGUUCCCUAUGGGCCACUUUCAAGUCGACUAUGCGCUCAAUGCCUAUCAACAGAGGACCAUCUAUUUUGGAUUCAGCAAUGUUGCUUCUUGAUUCAUUCACCCUUUUAUGCCUUUGGUUCAUUUGGAGGAUCAUUUAUGGUCAAAUCUUGGAAAAAUGGGUCAAAGUCAACAAAUUUUGUUUGGUCAAAAUCUUAUUAAUUUACUGUAAAUACCACAUUUAUUUAUUUAUUAUCAAGGGUAAAAUGCAACAAAAUGGUUUAAUACCUA